GUUUGUAAUUUGUAUUUUUGCAGGUAUACAUAACCUUAAAAAUCGCGUGUUGAGUUUUAAGAAUUGAGAGAGAGAUGAUAACUGAAGAGUGAAGACCGUAAAUAGUGUCAAACCAAUAUUGUUUUGAUAAAAUAUGGUUACUAUAUUUAGAAAAUAAAAUGCGAAUUAUUUGUUUCGUAACAUAUAGUUGAAGGACGUUUAAUAACAGUAUCAUGAGCGACCUUACUGUCGAUUUAUCUAUACCAUUUCCUAGUGAAAGAGAGGCUGAUGUUGCUUAUCAAACACUGAGGGUAGAUGCAGAACCUUCAAGAAGUGGUGUAAAGAAAACAUUGACAUUGGAGUCAAACACCUUAAAAGUGAACUUUGCUGGAUCAGAGGCACGUAAGAUAAGAGUAGGACUAACAUCCUUUUUCGAAGCUUUGCUACUUAUUACUGAAACUAUGAAAGAAUUCGGACCUCCAGAACCUAAAUAUGAUCACUACUGACGACUAUUGAAAAAAAGAAGAUACACUGUACUGAAGUAUAUACUUUUAUUUUUAAUAAAUCAAAAUGUCGGAACGUACUCCAGCUCCAUAUGGUCCUAGAUCAGUCUAUGGAUAUGCCAUGUACAUAGGAUCUAACAUGUUAUUGUUGUUAUAUCUUGUAUGGGCUUUUAUACCAGAUGAAUUUUUACAUAAGAAACUGGGACUCACUUACUGGCCAUCAAAAUAUUGGGCAGUAGCUCUUCCAAUUUGGAUAUUGACAGCAAUCGCAGUGUUUGCUUUUGCCAUUUAUCCAGCUAUAAAUAUGACUCUUACUCCAGAUAUUGAUGAUAUCAGAACAAUUACAGAUGAAUAUUGCUUGAAGAAGAAAAAACGUAUUCAUGGUGGUAUACCACCUGUUUCUGAUAUUCCAAUUACAGAAGUUUGUAGAAAGUUAUAUUUACAAGAAGAUUAAAUAAAACCUAAUUUUUGAAAAUUUCAU
Nasonia vitripennis (jewel wasp) is the source of this 963-nucleotide messenger RNA. It is a transcript of the gene Tcs6, whose product is annotated as L antigen family, member 3. Bases 213 to 485 code for a protein of 90 amino acids. The record is from RefSeq and is marked validated. Gene Ontology annotation, cellular component: EKC/KEOPS complex. Lineage: Eukaryota; Metazoa; Arthropoda; Insecta; Hymenoptera; Pteromalidae. The transcript is spliced from 3 exons.